Molecule: messenger RNA, 3178 nt
Organism: Epinephelus fuscoguttatus (brown-marbled grouper)
Lineage: Eukaryota; Metazoa; Chordata; Actinopteri; Perciformes; Serranidae
Gene: alkbh1
Product: alkB homolog 1, histone H2A dioxygenase
Exons: 7
Coding region: 39-1223 (394 amino acids)
Biological process (GO): oxidative RNA demethylation
Cellular component (GO): cytoplasm; nucleus
Molecular function (GO): oxidative RNA demethylase activity; ferrous iron binding; broad specificity oxidative DNA demethylase activity
Source: RefSeq, a predicted model, not a curated record
AAGAAGAAGAAGAAGAAGAAGAAGGCGUCACGAUUAAAAUGGCAGUGCCUACAAUGGAGAGUGGAGAAGAUGCAUUUAGAAAAAUCUUCAAGUUCUACAAGAGGAGAAACCCUCCGCCAGAUUUCAGCCAUGUCGUCGACUUCUCCAAAGGUGUACCGAGUGACAAGAUAGUUCCACAUACACUGGACCCAGCUGCAGUGAGUGAUGUGGAGGCUGCCAGGGUUGGAUUACAGCCUGUCAGAGACUGGAGAGCCUUUGGUCUCCAGGGCUACCCAGAUGGCGCUGACAGACAGACAGACAGAUGGAGCAAGCGGCAAAUUGGGUUCAUCUUGAUCUCCAAUCCGUUCCUGCUGGGUUCCCAACCAUUCUGGGUCAGACAGUGUCUAAAAUCCUACCCUCAGAAGCCCAAUGUCUGCAACCUGGACAUGCACAUGUCUCCCUCUGAAACCCAGGACAUCUGGGGCAAGAGUGUUCAUAGCCUCAGUUAUGCUUCCUCUGCAAAGAGAGAACCUAAGACUCCACUUGACAGGCUGCGCUGGGUCACUCUGGGAUAUCAUUACAACUGGGAUACCAAGACUUACUCUGCCAACAAUCACAGUCCUUUCCCAUCUGAUCUCCACUCGCUGUCCUGCCAAAUAACAGCUGCCUGUGGGUUCCUGGGAUUCAACGCAGAAGCUGGAAUCCUUAACUACUACCGAUCUGAUUCAUCUCUGGGAAUCCACGUGGAUGAAUCAGAAUUAGAUCACAGCCGACCGCUGCUGUCAUUCAGUUUUGGACAGUCAGCCAUCUUCCUCCUGGGAGGCACCCGCAGAAAGGACCCUGUCACUGCUAUGUACAUGCACAGUGGGGAUGUGAUGGUGAUGUCAGGACAGAGUCGUCUCCUUUACCAUGCUGUCCCACGCAUCGUUCCUGCACCCAAGGGACAUAGAGCUUUAGAGACAGAAGGCUGCAGCCUGGCCUCAUCCCUACAGGACAGUACUGUGGUGGAGCCUGUGUCUAUGGAGGACUGGGCAGUGUGCUCCAGGUACAUCCAGAGCUGCAGAGUGAAUGUGACUGUCAGACAGGUGCUUGGGCCUGGACAGAGCUUCCCAGGAACAUCCUCUUCUCACUCAAGAACUGAUGCAGUCCACACAGUGGGGUACCACGACAGAGCAGCAGAUGGAGAGAGCAGGAAGAGGAAGAGUAGUAGUAGCUGUGACUCUGUUGAUACUACAGGGACAUGACAGACCUCCUGCUGUUACACUUUCCUUGAGUCAUUUGCAUCUGAUCCCAGAGUCUUCCUUUGCAGUGAUAUUGUAUAAAUUGUUUUGCUAAAAAGCAGAAGCCACUUCACAUGUGCUCUUAAUAUUUUGGCUGGAAUUGGAGUUACCAUUUGUCUAUACGAACUGUUUAAUUGGAACAGGAAGGUCAAUGCACCCUCUAUGGGACUUUAUACAUUGUCCUCCAACUUUUGGACAAUGGUACUGAAAAUAGUCAGUCAAAUGUAGAGCGAUGACUCAGUCAAUCUAGGGAUGCACCGAUUUUGAAAUUCUGGGCCGAUACUGAUGUUUAGAUUAAGAAUUUGGCUGAUACUGAUGCUGAUGUUUUUAUAUUGUUGUUUAUUUUGUUUUUGUUGUUAUUUAUCUCCCCUUGUAUGCCAGGGAAACAAAGAAAUCUGCAAUUAAAAAAAUAAUUGAACUAUUUUAAAGUCAUUAAGCCCUUCAUUACAGUACCUUUGAACGAGCACAAAUGUAAUCAGAUACCUUUAAUAUAAUCUUUUACAUGAAAAACAUCUUUUUUUUUUUUUUUUUACAAAAAAAACUGCUUCAAAACUAUUUUUCCUAUGUAUAUAUAUCAUACUCUCCUCUCCACUAUCUGUUUGAUAUUGCCAUGAAAACACCAACAAAUAUAUCCUUCAAACAGCUGUAUUUAUUCAAGUUUACUGCCAAAAACUACAUUUUACAAGAUUACAUUUAAUGUAUGAUGAGAAUGUUAUCAUUUACCAUCGGCCAAUACUCAUUUUUACUGAAGAGAGCUUGAACGCAUCAUAGCGUAACUCAAUGCAAUCUCUGUCAGCCGUUAGUUGUGUCCACCAGCUGCUUAGGGGUAAGAAUAACUAGCUCUCCUUCUUCCAGUUUCAAAACAGAUUUGUUGUUCAAAAUGUAGCAUCAUCAGGGAAACAAUAGGGUGCAUUCCCUGAUGUGACGAUAGCCAGUUUACUGCGUCAUUUCAUCCUGAUGGCGUCCUGGGGAAGAUCUCUGUUAGUCACACAUUUUAUGUUGUCCCUGAGAUGAUGGGACACUGACUGAUACUCACCAUCUCGUCACACAGGAGUGAGAUCACAGAGCCCAUUUGCCAAACAGUCAUUGUAUUCUUCUUGUACCUGCUCAACAGAAAAACAAUGGUCACUGCCAUCAAUGAACAUCAUCUUCUUUGCCGAUAGGCCAGUGGCCGUCAACAAGGCAAAUAACGGCCAAUACCGACAUUCAGCCAAUAAAUCGAUGCAUCCCUUCUUAAAUCCAGCUGAUUCUGUUUCAUUGCUGAGGACCAGACUGAAUGAAAACAAAAUAAAUAAUACAUUUUAGUUCUAAUGUCCUUUUCAUCAAAAGAUCUCAAACAGACCUAGAUGGCUGCUGUACAUGCCUGCCAGAGUGUCAACAGGAAGAUACACAGUAUCUUGAUUAUGAAGAAUUUGUCACCAAAUUUUAUAUUAUAUAGUUAUGAAAUUUCUAACAUUUGGACUAUUUAUGUUAAUGGAUACAUUUGCACUCAAAUUAAAGCUGACAGUCGGAAUCCAGAAUUAGUGGGGCAGCAUAGCUAAACUAUCGUUCAUUUUGUGAUGAAAGGUACACUCAUUGUUGAAUAUAUGUUGAAUGAAUCUGGAUAUUGGGGCAUCACAAAUUUUAAUUCUGAGGACUGUGGCAGCCAUUUUCAAAAAUGGCUGCCAGUGGUUACUGGCAUGCAAUGCUUUGUCUGUCCUAUAGCUGCUGUUUCAUGUUUUUAGUGCCACAAAUAUAAUUUAGAGGCAUAUUAGUGGAAGUGGAAGAAGCUUUAUUAAAAUGUAAUAGAACAGAACAUGAGCUUUUUAAAAUGUUUUAUUAGCUUCUCAUUCACAGUUCACGGCCUCCUCUUUGGCUUGUCUUCCUUUGUUGCUCCUUAAAAAGCAAAAAAAUGAAAAUAUUUUUAAUCACUUCCCAGA